AUGUCUAAUUCUAAAUAUGUGAAUGAUGAAGACUUUGAUGAUGACAUCCCCACCCAGAAUGUUAUUCAACAAAGCUUGCAGCAUAUCCAUAAAAGUGAGACAGUUACAGAUACUGCAGCGAGUGAUAGAUUCCAGUUUGUUAUGAGCACAGAACAUGGAAAGAUAAUCACAGCAAUACGUGCAGGCCAAGAAGCAGUCUUGCUGAAGUUGAUGAGGCACUGUUCAGCUUUUAAGGAAACUGAUCAGCGAGGCUGGCUUCCUUUGCAUGAAGCUGCAGCACAAUUAAACAAGAACAUCCUAGAAAUAACUCUGAAGGCUUCAGAUCCCGUUGUGUGGGAGCAGACCAGUCUGAAAGGGGAAACUCCUCUCUUUGUAGCAGUAGACAAAUGCUUCUUAGACAACGUCCACUUUCUCCUGCUCAAUGGCUGCAAUCCUAAUGUUAAGAAUGAAGAAGGAGAUUCUUCUUUAGUUAUAGCAAUUAAACAUGAUUUAUAUGAAAUUGCCUCCCUGCUGAUAAGGUUUGGAGCAAAUGUAAACUUGCAGGGUGUCAGUAAGAGGACAGCUUUACAUGAAGCAGCCAGACUAGGCAGGAAAGAUAUCGUGAACCUUCUGCUUUGCUCUGGAGCAGAUCCUGAUCCCCGCAGUGCAUAUGGGCUCACUCCCCUAGCGCUGGCUGCACAGAUUGGGCAUACAGAAAUUAUGGAAAUUUUACUGCGAAAAGGUGCUGAUGUCCUUUCACAGGCAGCUGAUUGUGCUUCCAUAUUAUUUGAAGCUGUUGGAGGAGGAAAUCCAGAUUCGCUCUCUCUUUUACUAGAAUAUGGAGCUGAUGCCAAUGUGCCAAAACACACAGGUCACUUGCCUAUCCACAGAGCUGCAUACAGGGGACACUUUCUAGCUUUAAAGCAGCUAGCUUCAGUUACUGAUUAUGCUUCCAUUAAGGAGAGUGGGAUAAGUCCAGUUCACUCAGCAGCAGCAGGAGCACAUCCUCAGUGCCUUGAGUUUCUCCUCAAAUCUGGGUUUGAUGCCAAUUUCAUGUUGCAUGAGAGGGUUCGCAAAGGCUACGAUGAUCAGAGGAAAUCAGCUUUAUAUUUUGCUGUCUCAAAUGGGGAUAUUUGCUCAACACAGCUGCUUCUGGAUGCUGGAGCCCUGCCAAAUCAAGACCCCAUUAAGUGCCUCCAGCUAGCCUUGAGAAUGGGCAACUAUGAGCUAAUCAAUCUACUGCUUCAGCAUGGGGCCAAUGUAAAUUACUUCUGCAGAGUGAAUACGACGCAUUUCCCCUCAGCUCUGCAGUAUUCUCUAACAGAUGAAAUCAUGUUAAGAAUGUUGCUGAAUUAUGGGUAUGAUGUGUACCGCUGCUUUGAUUGUCUUCAUGGAGACAACAUUCAUUCCCCAUAUGCCUUUGAAGGAUGGACUCCUUCUGUUAUCAAAGACAACAUGUUCUGUGAAGUGAUAACGCUGUCAUGGCUGAAGCACGUAGCUGGGAAAGUAGUGCGAGUGAUGCUAGAUUAUGUUGAUCAUGUUAGCAUCUGCUGUAAGCUGAAAGCAGUUCUCAAGGAACAGACACUAUGGCCAGAAAUCAAUUCCAUUUUGACAAAUCCACGUUCUUUGAAACAUCUUUGUCGUCUGAAGAUUCGGAAAUGCAUGGGUCAUUUGCGUCUGCGUUGUCCUGUCUUCAUGACAUUCCUUCCACUACCCACUCGUUUGAAAGAAUAUAUACUGUACAAAGAAUAUGAUCUUUAUGGACAAGGAAACUGGAUAGGAACCCACUAACCCAACUGCAUAGGCCUAUCUUUUGGAGAGUAUGCAAGUGGACAAAGACUGUAUUGCAUGCAAUUCUUUUGCUCUACUGCAAUUUUAACUUCUAAAAACCAACAAAUCACUUUGCUGAAAAAAUUUCUGGAUACAAAUAAAAAAAGUAGAGUACAGAGUAAGUAUUGGAAACCCAACACGUAGCCCUCAUAGCAGAAAAAGCAUCCAGGUAAUAAUAUUUGAGUUAUCUAGCAUCAAUGUUUAGGUCAGCAUUUUCAAACAACAUAUGGAAUGGGAAGUGUCCUUCAAGAUAGGUGGGUCAGAU
Molecule: messenger RNA, 2074 nt
Organism: Mauremys mutica (yellowpond turtle)
Lineage: Eukaryota; Metazoa; Chordata; Testudines; Geoemydidae
Gene: ASB14
Product: ankyrin repeat and SOCS box containing 14
Exons: 9
Coding region: 1-1770 (589 amino acids)
Biological process (GO): intracellular signal transduction
Cellular component (GO): cytoplasm
Molecular function (GO): protein binding
Source: RefSeq, a predicted model, not a curated record